AUGUUUGGGCUCAGUUACUGGUUCCUGCCUCUGUUUGCAGGAUGUACGUGGUUAGGAACGCUUCUGGCAAUGCUUGGAAGAUGGGUGGCUAUUGGUAGCCCGCAUUACCCCGAAAUGGAACCCAACCAGCAAGUUGCAUUCAUCUCAGAUGUUGGAGCUACAUCAUGGGGUAAGCCGCUGUUCAUUGCUGGGAGUGCUGUGGCGGUGGUGGUGUUUGAUCUGGCCUUUGUCUCGGAACGCUGGCUACGGCACAAAGGACGACUCACGAAGAAUUACAACCGGACCGAGAAGAUUCUGAGUGUGUUUGCAACAAUAUUCGCUAUUGUCGGUGCUGCAGGUCUGAUCCUGCUUACCAUCUUCGACACUCGACGACACCCCAAGACUCAUAGGGCAAUGCUGGUGGUGUUCAUUGCCGGGUAUAUCAUCUCAGCAAUCUUCAUCUGCGCCGAAUACCAACGACUUGGAAUCCACUACCGCGACUACCGCAUCCUCGCCAUAUCCUUCUGGAUCAAGCUGGGAUUCAUCUUCCUCGAGAUAGCUCUCGUCAUUGCCUUUGGAGUCCUGCAAUUAUAUGAUAUGUACAAUCCCGCCGCGUACAUCGAAUGGAUCAUCUCCCUCGUCUACAUCUUCUACGUCUGGAGCUACAUUAUCGACUUUCUACCUGCGACCAAGACUCGUUCCUACGAAGAUCGGUUCGUACACCCACACGAAGUCCCGAAGAUUCGAGCGCAGGAUGAUGAGAUGGCUAUGCAAACGCAAGCAAAUGGCAAUAUGAUGGGCGGACCUGUAUACAGCGGGGGUGGUGGACAACCGGAUGCUGCGGAUACGUAUCUCAACUAUAGGCCGAACGGUCAGGAGCCCUCGAGGAACUUUUAA
Messenger RNA from Ramularia collo-cygni, 876 nucleotides. Its product is annotated as related to FK506 suppressor Sfk1. The record is from RefSeq and is a predicted model, not a curated record. Lineage: Eukaryota; Fungi; Ascomycota; Dothideomycetes; Mycosphaerellales; Mycosphaerellaceae. The transcript has 4 exons. The coding region runs from base 1 to 876 and encodes 291 amino acids. Gene Ontology annotation, biological process: GPI anchor biosynthetic process. Gene Ontology annotation, cellular component: endoplasmic reticulum membrane; Golgi membrane.